AUGAGCGACACGCUCAGGAGCGAGGCGGGCGCGGACAGCGCGCACCUACCGCCCUUCUCGAGCUUCGGAGACAUGGCGGAGAACGAGCAGAGGCUCCUCGCGGCCGACGCGCGGCUGCUGGACCCCGCCUGGGAGUACUACGAGAGGACCGGGGACACGGUCUCCGUCAUCGCCAGCCAGCCGCAGUACCGGCCCUGGGAGUCCAUGCCCAUCACGGUCAACUCCAAGGACGCUAUACUACGGGCGGGCUUCUCAUCACCCCUCGAAUACCAGUCGAUCACCUUACAACCGAUACCGAACAAGCUACCGUCCUUCCAAAGCCAGUUCCAGACGUUCCCGGAGACCACAGUCAUACCGGAGACCGGUCUGCCGAGUGUGACGCCAGUCCCUGUCACAACGAGCCCCACACCCAGCGCGAGUCCUAGUCAGUUAACCCAGCUCACGCAACUAACGACGCCUUCGUCGCCAGCACAUUUGACCACCUUGGCCCAGGUGGCGCCCUUGUCCAGUACUUUGACUACCCUCUCACCGGUCAAUGCCACCACAUUCCACACUCUGACCGCUGUGAAUGCUCGGAGUUACCCCAUCGUUCCGGCGCCCUUACAAGCCAGAGAGCUAGCACCGACGGGCCAAGCGUACAUCGACGACCGACACAUACAGCUGUACCAGCCGAACAUCGCAACGAUUAACGCAUUCCCGACCCAGAAUGGUAUACUGCAUCAGAAUGGGGCGCUUCUACAUCAGAACGGUAGCUUAAUACAGAACAUCCAAAGUCCAACAGUCGUUCAUGUAUUGAAAAACGAGCCGUUCGAUAUGAAAUCAUUACAAGACAAGUACACGCCGAACGGGCUGCAUCACAGUAAUUUCCAAAAUCCGAUGUUAAUCGACAAUAGUUACGAGAAGAAAGUGAACGGUUUCGGGAGUGGCUCAUCACCGACCAGGUCGGACUUCAGGAAAAAGGAGAGACGGAAAAUGAGAGCGAAUAGUUCGGAGUCAGACUGUUCUAAUAUGGAGAUGGGGUCAGAGAGUAGUGGGCAGGUGGCGGCGGUGUCUUCAACAGCAGGGUUUAAGUCCCCGAUGCACGGCGCGCCGCCCAUGAACACCGGACCCAUGGAACUAGACGACAUAUCCAGCGAAAAACAGACUAAAAAGAAAAGAAAAAGAUGUGGCGAGUGUAUAGGCUGCCAGCGGAAAGACAACUGUGGUGACUGCGCUCCGUGCAGGAACGACAAGUCACAUCAGAUAUGCAAGCAGAGAAGAUGCGAGAAACUGACGGAGAAGAAGCUUAUUUUGGCGCCGGACGGGACGCUGCAGACGGUCAAGAGCGAGUCUCGGCGCGGGCGCGGCAGAGGGCGCUCUACCACUACACCCGUCUUACAAGACAUCAAGAGUUAUCGUGGUCGCAAGCCUCUAGGAGCGGUGGUUCCUGCGGGUUUGAGUCCCGGUGUGCCUUCAUCCGCGUCCCCCGGGCCCGCCCCGGCAGCCCCCAGCCCUGCACCAGCCACCACGCCCGCUAUGAAGCAAGACCAUCCUAGCCAACCCAUGGCUCCAAUGCCAUUUUACGCGGGUGACCCGAACAGAUUUCCUACGACGUGGCAAACAGAUCCGUCGCAAGGUUGGCAAAACCAAUUUAUUCAGCAGCUGCCAACGCAGACGGGUCAAACAACUCUAGACUACCAGGGCAAUCACACUCCUUACGCCACCUCCCCCCACUAUCAGACCAACACAACGUACACCGUCCAAAAUGUUGCAACUACAUUCGAUGUCACAAACAACACGUAUUAUCAAACUGGCGUUCAAGCUGUUCCAGCACAACGUCCUCCGUCAAAUCGCGGUGCUUAUACUCCGGUGCCAUCUCCCCGGGCUCCACACUACACGACAGAGUAUCAACAACAAUACGCACAGCAGGCCCCGACUACAUGCGUCACUACAGGGAACGACUCCAGACCCGCUUCAGCCGCAUCCUAUCAGAGUUCUGUUCCAACAUCAUCUGCGUCGGUAUACACUGUGAGUCAACAGAGUUACGACCGCAACGAAUACACCUCGGAGCAUAACGACGAUUACAACAACGGGGAAAACAGCACGGGGGAAGCGAGUAAUGAUGGUGAGAGGCAAGAACAAAAUGCGUCGAACAAUCAGCAUUCGGGAAACGCCGAGCCUGGAUACCUGCAGGGGAGCAACGGUCCGCGAGCUUCACUCGAUUGUAAUGGGUAUCCGGGCAGCUAUGGGAGCGGGCAGUACACGGAUAAUGGACAGACGCAGAACCAAAACGACUGGCAACAACGCCAGUGGCAACAUAACCAAAGAAUCCAGAAUCAACAGUUACAGAAUCAACAGCAGUUACAAAAUCAACAACAACUACAAAAUCAACAACAAUUACAAAAUCAGCAACAAAUGCAAAAUCAGCAACAAAUGCAAAAUCAGCAGCAGUUGCAGAAUCAACAGCAGCAACAGCAGUUACAAAACCAACAGCAACUUCAAAAUCAGCAACAAAUACAAAACCAACAGCAAAUUCAAAACCAGCAACAAAUGCAAAAUCAACAGCAAAUGCAAAAUCAACAGCAAAUGCAAAACCAACAACAAAUUAAUCAUAUGCAAAACCAACAACAACAAAUGCAAAAUCAACAACAACAGUUGCAAAAUCAAAUACAAAAUCAUCAAAAUCAACAAAUGCAACAGCAUAGACAAGAUGAAUCAGAGCAACAAAUGUUCUCACAAUCGGACAGGGUCAAUUUAAAUUCGCGACUUAAAACAAUGAUUUUAAAUAAACAAAGUCAUAUAAGAGACGGAACAAACACUCCGCCAGAUAAAGGCGAUCCUGGAGAGGGACCUCCUCGUGUAUUAGAUGAUAGAAAAACCGGUGUCAACGACGAUAGAAAUACCACCGGUCAUUUUUUAUCGUAUAGCCACCAUCUCCGAGGUAAUUACCACAUAGGUGAACAGGGUUACCCUGUCACUGGUAAUUAUUCACAAAAUACUCAGGCCUACGGCUUGAGUGAUAUCGGAGGUGGUGGCCACCAUGUAUGGGAGGGGGGAACGCAAGUUCCGAAAGGUUAUAAACAAACUAUAUUGAAGAACGUAUCUAAAACUCCGCAAAAUUUACCAUCACACGCUAACGUUAUAGGACAAUACAGUACAUAUACGAACACGCCUUAUGAAGCACAAAAAUAUGCAGACGCGUACGGUAGUGAGAAUUUAAAUUAUAGUCAGCAAGAUAACAAAGAUUUCCAUUCGAAGAUGCUUAUUGGACCAGUAUCAGAUAUCAACCAACAAACCUGCUCUACGACUCAAAAAAUCAAUACACAAAAAGGAACUUACGAAAGAGAGACCAGUGAUAUUAAGUAUAGGCAAGCAGCGGCGCCUUUAGUUCCUAAGUUAGAAAUACCUGACAAUUACCAAUAUGGAAAGGAAACUAUUAAGAGUGAACCACAACGAUUGAUGAAUCAAAACACAUUUAGUAAGCAAAUGGAAGGGCUAAAACAUCUGCCGUAUCCUAAUGGGGCGCAGAACAUGGCGUUACCACCAAUAUCUACAAUAAAACAUGAAAAUGUAAAUCAUAAACCUCAAGUCUAUCAAAACUUCCAAAAUAUAUCUUACGAAAGAAAAAUUAAUACAAGCGAAGACUUCGCUCAGAUUCCAAGGAUGCAAGAAAAUAUGGCUUUCCAAAAGUUCAGUAAAAAUUUUGAAUCAAAAUUUAAUCGGGGUGUAGACUGUCGAAGCAACUCUGGAAAAAAUGUAGACGUUGAUUUAAAACCUCCAUAUUAUAUAGAACAAAUAAAGUCCGAACAUUCACCACCUGGACAUAAAAUAUAUAAGAAUUUGCUCUAUGGACCUCCACGGAGUGAGCCUUAUAUGUUCGCAGGAGAGGGAGGGCCUAGUGCCUUUAGAAAUGAAAUAGGAUAUGCGUGUUGUAGACAAGGCUCUGUGAAGAAACCUCCGCCAGAACAUCUAAGGGACGGAGCUUGUGCGGGUCUACAAACUAAAGACGAAAUACUAGAAGAAGAUCCAGACAGUACAGAUAAUGCGAAAACUCCAUCGAAACCUGGGACUCCUGUAUCUGAGCUCUUCCCAAAAACAACGAAAGAAAACCAAUUUAAUUACUCAAAGGAAUAUUUAGACAACUUAGAAAGAUUAAAAAACAAUUCCAGAACAGAAGUACCAGACUGUAAUUGUUUUCCAGCUGACAAAAAUCCUCCCGAGCCUGGAAGCUACUAUACUCACCUCGGAGCUGCUUCGUCUCUGUGUGAGCUAAGGAAAGAUCUGGAAGCAAGAACAGGGUUAUCUGGUAAAGAGUUGCGCAUCGAAAAAGUUUGUUACACAGGAAAAGAAGGCAAAACGGCCCAGGGUUGCCCGAUGGCUAAGUGGAUAAUACGGCGCUCCAGCUAUACUGAAAAAGUACUAGCCGUAGUUAAGUUCCGAAAUGGUCACAAAUGCUCCACAUCCUGGAUAGUAGUUUGCUUAGUGGCUUGGGAAGGAAUACCGCAGUCUGAAGCUGAUUUAGAUUACACGCUUUUGUCUCACAAACUGAAUAGAUAUGGCUUACCGACCACACGUCGGUGUGCUACUAAUGAAAACCGAACCUGUGCUUGUCAAGGGCUCGACCCGGAGACGUGCGGCGCUUCCUACAGUUUCGGCUGCUCCUGGUCCAUGUAUUACAAUGGAUGUAAAUACGCCCGUUCAAAAACUGUCCGUAAGUUUCGACUUUCGGUCAAAACAGAGGAGAGUGAAAUCGAAGAACGCAUGCACGUCCUGGCGACCCUACUCAGCCCGCUGUAUAUGAACCUUGCGCCAAAGUCAUUUGAGAAUCAGUGUCAAUUCGAGAAAGAAGCGUCGGAUUGCCGUUUGGGCUUUAAGCCUGGAAGACCGUUUUCAGGGGUAACGGCGUGUAUAGACUUUUGCGCUCACGCACACAGAGAUCUUCAUAACAUGAACAACGGCUGCACAGCGGUAGUGACACUCGCCAAACACAGAGCACUCACGAAACCUAAUGAUGAACAGUUACAUGUACUUCCCUUGUAUGUUUUGGAUACCACAGAUGAAUUUGGGUCUAAAGAAGGCCAGGAAGAAAAAAUAGCCAGCGGUGCUUUGGAAAUUUUGGACAAAUACCCUAUGGAGGUCCGCGUUAGAUCCGUCCCACUGCAGCCAUGUCGACGGCAUGGAAAGAAGAGAAAAGACGAAGAAAAUUCUGAAUCAAACAACUCAUCAACAAACACUCCACAACAAAGUCCAAAUAAUCAGAAGAAAUCACAAUGUCCCACGCCGACGCCGAAGACUCCUCAACCUAAUGAGAUUAGAAACAACGCGAGUCCACGCAGUCAGAGCAGCGCGUCACCACGAGCCACCACACCCGCUAUGAACCUGCAAGUUAACACGAACUUCACGAACACUCCACACUAUAACUCCGCAUUCGUCAAUCCAAAUGUACACAAUUCCAGUCUCAUGAAUCCAAACUUAGCAAACCCUGCAUUACUGGACAUGGCCACGAUGAUCGAUAAUUUCACUGACGCUCAGUUACAGAGCAAUCAGAUCUCAAGCACUGUAUUGGAUUCUCCGUACAACCCUUACGACCAAAGCUAUAGUUUACACAAUCAAAACGCUAUGUACAAUCCGCACAACGUUGCUCCUGUACUGGAUAAUAAUUGCCAAAAUCAAAAUCCUAAUCAGUUGCCAAGUUUCACUCCAAAUUUACAAAAGAGAGACCAAUGUAAUCCGCAGAAUAUAAAUCAAGUGAAUGCGGCCCCACAACAGUGGCCUGACUUCGAUAAUUCAGAAAUGUUCAGUAAUGUUGUGAAAGAAGAUCCAGAUUCUACAACUGCUAAUUUAAACGCUGCUAAUAAUUUUAGUCCUGAUUCAAAUCGGAGUGAAAGCAAUUCAGAUAAUAUAUCCAGAAGUAAUACUGAAUCCGAAAAGCUUAAUGCUCUAGGAGAUAUGACACAGAAGUUACCAGAAUUUGACAUGCCUAGUUCACCGAGGUUAUCUGAAAUAUCACAAAAAACCCAACGCACUCCUGAAUCACCGGUGCCUUCACAAGAACUCAAAUCUCCUAAUCAUGACUCGGUUAAUUCAGACGUUCGACGAACUGUAUGGAGAUCUCCAGACACGAAAAGUUGGGACCCCACGAAACCUAGAGACCAAAUAACGGAAAAUGAGAAUGCAUUGUUUAGAGUGCCUAAAGCGAGGCCCCCAUCGCGAUCACAAUAUGUGAAUCCUUCUGACGGCAUGGAGAACUCGACGUUUCUUAAACCGUACCCUCCAUCGGAACGAUCGUACCACAACCAAGGUUAUGAAAACAGAAGCCUCCAAGAGAAUAGAAUGAACGCGCUACCGCCGACAUCACAACAACAAAUGAACUACACCAUCAACCAUGAAGACUCUCAGAAUAUAACAACGAACAAACCCGCGCCAGAGUUCACAGGAAACAACUUUCAACCGAUCAACCAAACUACAUACAGCAAUCAAGUGCCGGUACAAGGAUAUGGAAACUAUCCCACGAUGACCAACGCUUACUCUUUUACACCAAACCCCUAUGGACAUUUUAACCCGUAUGAAAACUCUUAUAACGACUACAAUAGCAUAGCUUAUUAUAAUGCAGAAAAAUACAAAAGAGAAGAAUUAAUACGAAAUUCCCACUGUUAUAAUUCAUACGGAUAUCAAUACAAUCCAAAUUUUGCAGCAAAUUUCUACCAGAAUCCAAAUCCCAAUUGGUGUCAGUCUUCGCCCAACUGGUGCUUGUACCCGCCACCGUUUUCCAUUCCAUAUCCACCGGAACCACCAAAAGCUGAACCGAUCGGUGAAGUGACUGGAAUAAACGACAAUCUGGAGUGUUUUAAAGACAGUCAAAUGGGAGGAGUCGCUAUCGCUUUAGGUCACGGGAGUGUACUGUUCGAAUGUGCGAAACACGAGAUGCACUCCACCACCGCGGUGAAGAGUCCGAACAGAGUGAACCCAACGAGAAUAUCACUCGUGUUUUACCAACACAGGAAUCUGAAUCGUCCAAAACAUGGCCUUGAAGAGUGGGAAGAAAAAAUGAGGUUAAAAAAGUUAGGCUUAAGCCCGUCCACACCGGGGACUAAUGGAGCCAGCUCGAACACCGCAUCCCCGGCCUCCACCGGCCUGGAGCAGAGGCAGACACCGGCAGAAAAGUGGAAGAACAACGAGAACACGAUCCCUGGAGGGUACAGGUCGCUCUCGGCGCUCGUGGAGGCGACCACCGCGGCCAGGAGGAGUCGCCAGGUCAUGUUACGAACAGACACACAAACAACAAUGUCGUGGACCACUCUGUUCCCCAUGCACCCGUGCACCGUGACCGGCCCCUACCAGGAGUCCGCCACCUGA
This is a messenger RNA of Danaus chrysippus (African queen), 7335 nucleotides long. NCBI's taxonomy places the organism in Eukaryota, Metazoa, Arthropoda, Insecta, Lepidoptera, Nymphalidae. The record is from the annotation of a GenBank genome assembly.